This is a messenger RNA of Closterium sp. NIES-65, 1057 nucleotides long. The record is from the annotation of a GenBank genome assembly. NCBI's taxonomy places the organism in Eukaryota, Viridiplantae, Streptophyta, Zygnematophyceae, Desmidiales, Closteriaceae.
GUAAGGUAUUGGCGGAAUGUGCGGUGGAGUUGGGUGCGACGGAUUACAACUGGGAACCGAACGCUCCGUGCACGACGGACGAAGGCCUGGUGUGCAACGCUGACGGAACAGUCAACACUAUUGACUUGUCUGGUGCUGGUCUGAAAGGAAGCAUCUGCUCCGUUAUAGGCAACCUCACUACGCUCGUUUCACUCGAUCUGAGCUACAAUUCACUGUCAGGCCCCAUCCCUGCGAGCAUAGGCCAGCUUCCCCUGCUGGAGUCACUUGACCUCUCGUAUAACAUGUUAUGGAGUGCCUUACCUUCCACCAUUGGCUCCUUGUCCAGCCUUACAAACCUCGACCUAGCAUCAAACACCAUAGAGGGCGCCUUGCCUUCUGCCAUUGGCUCCUUAUCCAACCUUAAAAUCCUCGAUCUGGUUAACAACGAUUUCAAUGGAAUAGUACCUGCGUCUCUGAGAGCACUCACGAAUCUGCGUCUUCUUGAUCUGGGGAAAAACUCAUUUUCUGGAAGCUUCCCCACUGUCGUCUCAAAACUAACCCGGCUCUCGUUAUUGUCACUCAUUUCCAACAAGUUUGGAGGAGUCAUUUCCUCGUCCAUCUCUCUCCUCUCGGAUCUCAAAGCAAUUGAUGUGAGCAGCAACAGCUUUAAGGGAGAGAUCCUCCCACCAAUAGCAGCCCUCAGCAACUUAAUCUUCAUCAACCUCGCGGACAAUGAGUUCUCUGGUUCCAUUCCAUCAGAUUUUGGCAGACUCACUGACUUGGAGACCCUAAUACUUAUGUACAACCAGUUCACGGGCAGCAUUCCACAAACUCUCUCUUUGCUCAAGACGCUUACUCACCUUGACUUAGCUAACAACCUCUUUCAAGGCACCAUCCCUUAUUCCUUUGUCACCCUCACCGAUCUCAACAUGAUUGACCUCUCUAGCAACAACUUCCAAGGAACCAUCGCUUCAUUCUUCGCCACCCUCACGAAACUCAGUGUGCUACUCUUCGGUGAGAACAAGUUCUCUGGAGGAAUUCCGUCCCAGUUCGAGAGCCUCACAAACCUCACAUACCU